Messenger RNA from Silurus meridionalis, 1255 nucleotides. RefSeq lists its product as uncharacterized. The record is from RefSeq and is a predicted model, not a curated record. The coding region runs from base 261 to 1034 and encodes 257 amino acids. The transcript has a single exon. Lineage: Eukaryota; Metazoa; Chordata; Actinopteri; Siluriformes; Siluridae.
UAAAGCAGUGAUUUUACCUUUGAUUUUACUUGUCUGUUCUGUUUUUAGUCCCAAUAGGAAAUUUCUUUUAGGGUUGGAGAGAGCGGUGUUUUACUUCUUGUGGGGGUCUAAGUGGGAGCGAAUAAAGAGGGAGGUCGUGAAGAAAAGACACGAGAACGGCGGCAAAGGCCUCCCGGACCCCCACCUGUUUUUAGGCAGUCGUUUCACCGCUCCACGUCCGCUAUGCUGUGACCCCAUCCAGUGAAAACAAAACAGCUGCUAUGGCCCGAUUCUGGAUGGGGUCUUAUCUGAGAAUGUUAAAGAUUUUACCAGUUGAUUUAAAGACCCCAGUGUCUUUUAACCUCCCCAAGGAGUAUGGUUUUAUCAAAAAGUUUUUAAAGAAGUAUCUUUUAGAAAAUGAAAAUGUCACCAUUUUAACUAAUCACAAGUCUAUUAUCUCUCUUGUGCAGGACCGGGAAACUGUGAGCCCAGUUCCAGGCCUCACUCUAGGUGAGACCAAACAAGUUUGGAGGAACGCUGCCCACCCGGCUCUCCAGAACAGGCACAAGGACUUGUCAUGGAUGGUGGCCCAUGAGAUCCUCCCGGUCAGGGCGGUAAUGCACUCGCGUGGCAUGGCCACAUGCCCUACCUGCCCCCGGCCCGAAUGCCAUGCCCCAGAGACCGUCCGACACCUGCUCUGGGAGUGCGGCGCUGCGCGAGACCAGUGGACCGCGACCGGCCCCCUGUUAUUCCCGUGCCUACCAGCGGGUGGGGUCCAGAUGGAUUACAAGCUCGCCGUCCUAGGAGUGGGCAAGUGCUGGAAGGCCCUCACAAAGCAGCAGUUUACAGUGCUCUGGCUCACACUCAACGCCAUAAAGGACGCCAUCUGGUCCACCAGAAACCUGUUGGUGGGGAAACGCGUGACGGUGUCCCUGCACGCGAGCGAGCAGAUGGCAAGGUCCACGCUGCAGGGUUACCGCAUGUCGUCAUUCGGACGGGGGGGCCGGGGUCACACAGGAAAGGUCCCGGCCGCCACCGUACCUGGCUGCCCGUAGAUGCCCCCUUACCAACAUCGGCUACGGGAGCAGCGGGCUAGAAGUUGGAGGAACUCCGCUGGGACCUGAAGUGACAAGCCUUGGCCUGCUCUGAACACUGGAGUGAUGGCCCUUUUUGAUAGGGACUCGCACCCGGUCCUGAACAAAUGGGGAUUAUGAUUUGCUUACUUGCGUAUUUAUUUGUUCAUCUAUUUAUUCAUUUAAUUAUUUAUUUAAUUAUU